This is a messenger RNA of Topomyia yanbarensis, 5056 nucleotides long. Its product is annotated as ATP-binding cassette sub-family C member 10. Lineage: Eukaryota; Metazoa; Arthropoda; Insecta; Diptera; Culicidae. Gene Ontology annotation, biological process: transmembrane transport. Gene Ontology annotation, molecular function: ATP hydrolysis activity; ATP binding; ABC-type transporter activity. The record is from RefSeq and is a predicted model, not a curated record. The transcript has 4 exons. Gene Ontology annotation, cellular component: membrane. The coding region runs from base 246 to 4859 and encodes 1537 amino acids.
ACUGCAUCUGUUUUUCACUCCAAUGUUUGUGAUCAUUAUUUAACGAGCAGUUUAAUCUUGCGAAAAAUAAUAAAAAUAUUCAGUGGAAAACGCUUGCUGAAUUAUCGUUGGACGUGCGAUCGAUAAGAUACUAACUUCUGAUAAAGCCGUAGUUGAUGAAUGAGCCUGGAAGCCAAGUGAAUUUAUACGAAAACAUGAGUCAGCUUGUCUAAGCUGAAAAGGGGAUUUUUCCAUAUCGAAAAAGAAUGUCCUGGCAAUUUUCCUGGUCGGACGUGUGCCCCUCAGGAGUGCGGCCGUGGGUGAAAGAUUACAAUGAGUUGGCCCCAUGUUUCCAGGAAAUUUGCCUGCAACUUCCGAUCCUGGUACUGUUUGCGGUGUUUUCCUCCUUCUUCUAUGGAUGCCACUUUCGGCUUGUAUUCCGAAAUGCAACCCAGCGGAGAGCACUCCGGUUGCGAAUCGCUGCAGCUGGCGGACUUGGUCUGCUACCGGUGUUGAAGGUGUUCUACAUGAUACGAAUUCAUGGGCAUAUUUAUCCGAUUGAUGUGCUGCUGUCGUGCGUGCAGUUUGUGGCUUGGACGGUUCAUAUCGGAUUUUUGUCCAGUUGGAUGAAACGUGGUUCGUUGAGUCAUCGGGGGCCACUCUGGUUGAUAGUUUUGUGGACUUCGCUGCUAGCGCUGUCCGGUAUCUGGGUACAUACGAACUUUCGUUCGGAGUACUGGAUUUGGUAUGUGAGCGAUUUUAGUUUGUUCGUGGCUUACGGGUGCACACUGAUUGCUCCAGGGAAUGCCCACUAUCUGCGGGUGCAGAGAACGGCCGACGAAAGGCAGGCACUACUGUCGCAUACUUAUACCCGUUUUUUUGAGGAUAUCGACGAAUCUGCAUUGGGACCGAUUGAGGAUGAUGCUAGUUUUUUGUCCCGCCUGUUUUUCUACUGGGUGAAACCAUUGAUUGCCAAAGGAGUUGCCGGGAAGCUGCGAAAGAAUGAUGAUUUGUUUGAUUUGCCGGAAUGUCUCAAUAUGAAUCAGAUCGUGGAAAAACUUCAGAAGCAGCUGAAUUCUGCUCACUCGCUAUUUAAAGCACUGCAUAAGAGUUUUGGAUGGGAGUUUUACUUGAUUGGUCUGCUUCGACUGUUGGCGGAUCUUUCUGGGUUUGCUGGACCGGUGCUACUUGGAGGUUUACUGCGUAGUGAAAAUUUUAUCAAUGGAACCAACAGUUCGGAUGAUUGUGAACAGAAUUGUUUCACGGUAGAUAUACGACCGUAUUACUACGCGAUGGGUUUAAUGUGGUCAACUCUAGUAAGUUGCUUUGCUGGGGUGCAUUUCAAUUGGAGAAUGACGCUGGUGAGCACCAAAAUGCGCAUGAGCUUAGUUACGGCUAUUUAUCGGAAGUCACUGACCGCAAAAGGAUUGCGGAAUGCUCGUCCCGACAUACUCAAUCUGAUGUCCACCGACACUGACCGCAUCGUGAAUUCGUGCAUCAGCUUUCAUUCUUUGUGGAGUAUCCCGUUUCAACUGUUUACCACCCUUUAUCUUCUCUACACACAAUUGGGGCUAGCUUUCCUGGCCGGUGUGAUUUUUGCCAUCAUUUUGAUCCCGAUUAAUCGGCAGAUAGCACUGAAAAUAGGGCAACUUUCGCAAGGUCUGAUGACGGCCAAGGACGGACGUAUUUCCAUUACAACGGAAACGAUUACCGGAGCGAAGCACAUUAAGCUGAAUGCUUGGGAAGAUGUGUUUAUCGAUAAAAUUGAUCGGAUUCGUCGGGAAGAGGUUGGCUUCCUUUCGCGUCGAAAGUAUCUGGAUGCACUGUGCGUGUACUUUUGGGCUACCACUCCGGUGUUGAUGUGUUUGUUGACGUUCGGGACCUCGGUGCUGCUUGGAAGCACACUCACGGCUGCCACCACCUACACCAGUGUGGCACUGUUGAACAUGUUGAUUGGACCGCUGAACGCGUUUCCGUGGGUGCUGAACGGACUAACCGAGGCGUGGGUUUCGCUGAAGCGCGUUCAGGAACUGAUCGAUCUCCCAAACAUCGACUUGGCCGAAUACUACAAACCGCUUCAUCAGACGGACACCGCAUUCUCCGGAUCCUCUCGGCGACCGGUUGUUAUCGCAAUCAAGGACGGUCACUUUGAGUUCGAAGCGCAACGCAGCCGUAAAGAAUUGAAUCUGGUCCAAGAGGACAUAGUCGAUUUCCGGUUUGUCAAUUUGAAUCUUCACAUUCGCCAGGGUGAGUUGAUUUGUCUGGAGGGACCCGUUGGAGGCGGUAAGACCUCGCUAUUGGAAGUUAUUCUGGCAAAUUUCAAGUGUACACAGGGAAUCGUGGCGCUGGGGAAUGCUGACGACGGUUUCGGAUAUGUUGCCCAAGCGGCUUGGCUCCAGCGCGGAACCAUUCGAGAGAACAUUUUGUGGGGUGAGAUGUAUGAUGACGCUCGCUAUAAGUCUGUCAUCCACGCGUGUGCGUUGAAUUAUGAUUUGAAUAUGCUGAAAGGAGAUAGCACCGGAGUGGGUGAACAAGGACGGACGUUAUCCGGAGGACAAAGAGCCAGAAUUGCGCUGGCAAGAGCAAUUUAUCAGAACAAGGAAAUAUAUCUGUUGGACGAUAUACUAUCGGCUCUGGAUGCCCACGUGGCUUCGCAUAUAGUGCGGUACUGUAUUUUUGGAUUGCUGAAGGAUAAAACACGUAUCAUAGUAACUCAACACCCACUGGUUCUAAAUCGAGCCAAUCAGAUUCUGUACAUCGAAGGUGGAGUUGUGAGCCAAAGCGACAUCACGAGUUCCGCUUCGUUGAUCAGUGAUUGUGAUGAAGAAGGAGACAGUUCGUCGCACAACUUUGAUGUCGAGUAUGAACCGCAAUCUCCGAAGGGAGAUGACGACACCCGAAGUUUGGAUAGUGUAAUGGCCGAGGAGACCAGAGAAUUUGGACACCUCGAUAGGAAGGUGCUGGGUGCCUAUUGGCGAGCAAUGGGUCGAUCUCUUGGCUUUUGGGUUAUCUUUCUGGUUCUUUUGAUGCAAGUGUCUCGAAACUUGACGGACGCAUGGCUUGCCUAUUGGGUGGGUGCCUCAUCGCCAGCAGCAGUGCUACCACCCGUCAAUAGCACUUUGAUGCUAGAACUGAAUCAACAACAGUACAGCAGUGUAUGGAGUCAAAACUAUUUUCAGAGUUUUAUUGCGAUGGCGCGGGACUUCUUCGUUUCACUGAUGAAGGGCGUAAAUCAUCAUUCGCAGUUGUCAGAGGAAUUACAACAGGAAGCUUUCCUGGCAGAGAAUGAUAACAAAACGCUUACACUGUAUUAUUUGGGAAUUUACAGUGCAUUCGCGGUAGGAAACUCGCUGAUUACCUUCAUUCGUGCAUUCCUGUUCGCCUAUGCCGGAAUCAAGGCAGCAAAGUGCGUUCACGAUAAGCUACUAAAAAGCGUUAUUUAUACCAAAUUCGAAUUCUUCGACAUCGUCCCACUGGGUCGCAUCCUGAAUCGUUUUUCCUCUGACGUCUACACGAUCGACGACUCGCUACCGUUCAUUGGUAACAUUUUGCUGGCACAGUUUUUCGGUCUGCUUGGUGCCCUCGCCAUCAGCCUGUAUGCCAUGCCCUGGCUCGGACUGUUGGUCAUUCCAUUGUGCCCGAUCUACUUGACGCUGCAGAAUCAGUAUCGGUACGCUUCUCGUGACAUCAAACGACUGUCCAGCAAUGCCCUGUCUCCACUGUAUGCACACUUCACCGAGACGCUCCAGGGAAUGGCAACGAUCAGGGCGAUGCGGGGGGAAGCUCGCUUUAAGCGGGACUUUAUUUUCAAACUGGGUGAAAGCAUCAAAGCCCAACUGUCAGCUUCAGCCGCACAGCAGUGGUUGGGUCUGAGAUUGCAACUGUUGGGUGCGUUCCUCGUAGGCGGAGCUGGAUUGUUAGCUGCCAUCACUUCCGCGCACUUGACUUCCCCGGAGAUGGUCGGGCUGGCUAUAUCUUAUUCACUUUCAAUCACCGGACUGCUGUCUGGGUUGCUGAAUGCAGUUUCCGAGACUGAGCAAGAGUUUGUCGCGGUCGAAAGAGUUAAUCAGUACUGCGAGCUGGAGCGAGAGCUUAACGCCGAGGGAACCGCUGAUCCACCGUUCGGUUGGCCAUAUCAGGGUGUUGUGGUGUUUGACGACGUAUUCCUAAGGUAUCGCGAACAUCUGCCUCAUGUCUUAAAGGGCAUUUCACUACACAUUUCCUCAUGCGAAAGAAUUGGUGUGGUCGGACGAACCGGUGCAGGUAAAACAUCCGUUUUAGCUGCUUUGUUACGUGUGGUUCCACUUGCGCAAGGAACGGUUACCGUUGAUAACGUUAACAUUUCCACGCUACCAUUGGAUGUUGUGAGAAGCCGGAUCGCCGUCAUUUCACAAGAUCCAUUUUUAUUCAAUGGAACUAUUCGUGAGAAUCUCGAUCCACGAAACCUCCACUUAGAUUCGGAAAUAUGGGAAGCCAUCACUCGCUGCCUGGCGAGCCCUUUGGUUCAGGCACUAGGCGGAUUAGAUGCCAGACUAGACCCAAGCGGAUCCAACCUGUCCGCUGGCCAGAAACAGCUACUUUGUCUUACAAGAGCUCUUUUAAAAAAGUCUAAAAUUGUCCUCAUUGACGAAGGAACGGCGAACCUAGAUUUCGAAUCGGAAUCAGCCAUUCAGCUGGUUCUGAAGAAUGCCUUCCGCGGCCGGACUGUGAUAUUGAUUGCUCACCGGUUAAAUGGUUUACAAAAUACCGACAAGAUCGUUGUGAUGAGGGAUGGGGAAAUUGCUGAACAGGGACCGCCUAAAGAUCUUGCCCAAAAUUUGGAAACAUUGUUCCAUUCGAUGCUGGAAGAGCAGCAUAAUACUGACUUCGCCAAAAAAUAGACUUUCUGUAUUAUUUUCGCCAGUUUGUUCUAGGUCGUUAUUUGAUUUUUUUUCUAAUUCCCAGAUUUUAGCAUUUAACCUGAAAAAUAACGUUUUCCUAUGAAUUAACUUUUAUUAUAUAUCAUUUAUGUUAUAGACUGUUUAAGUAAGCGAAAUAUGAAAAAAACUGAUCGAUACAGCAUCGAUCGUCCAAUCUA